AUGGCGUCCCAGGAUGGCCUACGCAGGGGCCGUGGAGGCACACGCCUGAGCCUCCACUUCCUGAUCUGGCUUCAGCUUCUUCAGCCCCUGCUCAGUGAGCCAUACCGACCCGAGGAGGAUUCCAGAGUGAACCUGGCAAGCCCAGAAGCCCGGAUGCCUCCUGUGCACCCGAAAUUCCCCAAAAUUCCAGAAACUUCUGUAGCUCCAGGGACUUCAGCGCCCGCAGGGCCUCCAGGAUCCUGGGUUACUUCAGCAUCUACAGUGGGAGAAGCCUUGGAAUCCGACGGGAUCUCUGACCUUGGAAGGCAGUUUUCUCAGGCCUGGUGGGGGUGGGGGGAAGGUAGUGGCUUCACUUCCAGUCCCCUCUCUUUACUGAGCCCACCAGCCUGUGGCCACCGUGUUUCAAGGAUAAUUGGAGGAUUGCCAGCGCUAAACAGGAAGUGGCCCUGGCAGGUGAGCCUCCAGACCGAAGACAAACACCUCUGCGGAGGCUCCCUCAUCGACAGGCGCUGGGUGCUCACUGCCGCCCACUGUGUCUUUAGUGAUUUGGAAUACAAGGUGAAGCUGGGAGACACUGACUUGAAUGCUGGUUCCGAAAACGCACUGGUGAUCCCUGUUGAAGACAUCAUUUUUCCUAGCAAUUUUGAUUUUGCCAGUUUGACAAACGACAUUGCCCUUGCUCUGCUUGCCUACUCUGUGAAUUAUUCCUCACACAUCCAGCCUGUGUGCCUCCCGGAAAAACUUUUUGAAGUGGAAACUGGGACAGAGUGCUGGGUGACUGGAUGGGGCCGAGUGUCAGAGAGUGAGCCAUUUGUUCUUCAGGAGGCUGAGCUAAACAUUAUGCGUCAUGAACAAUGUCGUGAGAUGAUCAAGAAGAAGAGUGUAGCCAAGAGUAAAAUGGUCACGAGGGGGACCGUCUGUGGCUAUAAUGACCAAGGGAAGGAUUCUUGUCAGGGAGAUUCUGGGGGGCCCCUGGUCUGUGAAUUAAAUGGCACAUGGUUCCAGGUGGGGAUUGUGAGCUGGGGCGUUGGCUGCGGUCGCAAAGGAUACCCUGGAGUUUACACAGAAGUUAGUUUCUACAAGAAAUGGAUUAUUGAUCACCUGAGACAAGCUUCCUGUCUGAAUUCAGCAGACUCCCUCAUCCUAGUCCUGUGUCUGAUGAUGCCCCUGGGCAUCCUGGUGGCCCCGUGA
This is a messenger RNA of Piliocolobus tephrosceles (Ugandan red Colobus), 1191 nucleotides long. It is a transcript of the gene PRSS43P, whose product is annotated as serine protease 43. The record is from RefSeq and is a predicted model, not a curated record. Bases 1 to 1191 code for a protein of 396 amino acids. NCBI's taxonomy places the organism in Eukaryota, Metazoa, Chordata, Mammalia, Primates, Cercopithecidae. Gene Ontology annotation, biological process: proteolysis. Gene Ontology annotation, molecular function: serine-type endopeptidase activity. The transcript is spliced from 6 exons.